Dendronephthya gigantea is the source of this 2631-nucleotide messenger RNA. RefSeq lists its product as uncharacterized. NCBI's taxonomy places the organism in Eukaryota, Metazoa, Cnidaria, Anthozoa, Malacalcyonacea, Nephtheidae. The coding region runs from base 139 to 2631 and encodes 830 amino acids. The transcript has 4 exons. The record is from RefSeq and is a predicted model, not a curated record. Gene Ontology annotation, molecular function: zinc ion binding. Gene Ontology annotation, cellular component: nucleus.
GGGAGGGGUGGGAGAGGAGCGUACGUUUGUUAUCGGAAAAUUUUCCUCGUAGUAUUGUGUUUUGUCCUUCGCAAAAAGAAAAAAUAUACAUAGUUCACGCUUGAAGAUUUUGUGUUAUUGCAAUUCAAUAACACUGCCAUGGCCUCAGAAGAAUGGAGUAUUAAGUUACAUGUUAAUCAUGGAAUUAGAUCAAAUUUCAAAAGAAUACUCAUUCAGUUUUCGCCAAUGGCUAGUAAAGGCACGCCAAAAAAGUACUACAAGAAUCCAUCUAAAUCGUCGGUCAAUAUCUCGCGCUGCAGACUCUGUAAUUCUGUUGGUGAUCCGAGGCAUUGUAAAGGUUUGUUUCGGGACUCUAACGUCGCGAUUUUACGUGACGUUGAGACUAUUUUCGGCGAUAAGUUGCCACAAAGUAGCAACCUUCCGCACUUGAUCUGUCGGCCAUGUGAGAGAAGACUAAAAACUGCUAUACUGUUAAAGAAAACAAUUUACGAAACGCAGCAACAACUACAAGAAGAAAUCCGUGCCAAACGUUGUGUUGAGAUAUCGCCGUCGGUCGAUAAACCAGCACCCAAAGUUCGAGCAACUGGGAUUACGCGUCGACGCAGUAUUGAUUUUGACAUCGCUACCUCUGAAAGCGCAAGUCCUACAACAUUACCUUCACAAGAAGGUGAAUUAUUGGAUUUGGCUAAGGCAAAUCAAGAAUUGAUUGAGGUUGCCAGAAGAAGUGAACCAUCUGUUCUCAGGCAAAUAUCCUAUGAUGGUAUGUCAGAUGAGGGUUGGAUGUCGGAAGUGUUAGAAGAGAUGGCAACCAGAUGUCCAGUUGUGAACAAAAUACUGCUAUCUCUGAUAGAAAGCAGCAUCUAUCCGGGGAAGAAGAAUCCUGGCAUCUGCUUAAUUUAUGGCAUCAUAAUGUUCUUAAGAUGCCAUGAAUUGAGUAGAAUUCAGAGAAUAAACUCGGUUUUGUUGGUACAAGGUCAAGCAUCUGUUAAUUGUAUUGCCAAAUUGAAUAAAUAUGGGCUAUGUCUUGAGCCCACCAAAAAGUACAAGAUCCUUGACGAUGUUGGAAAACAUUUACUUGACCGUGCCACAGAGCUAGUGAAGUCUGGUUACAAGUUUGUCUACGUAUUAGACAAUAUCGACUGGGAAGAAAAAGCACAUGAUAUGAGGCAGGAUAUUCAAAACCGUAGCGUUCAUGCAGUUGCUUCCAGUAUUGUCUUUAAUCGAGUACCAGACCAAGGCUUUUCUGACUCUGGUCCACAGCAGGAUCUCAGGAAAAUCAAUGCCAGGGAUGUGGUGGCUGUAAAUGAUUCAGAGCUAAAAGAGAUACGAAGUCGGUACCAGGUCAUCAUUGCCAAAAUUUUGUUUGAACAUUUACCAUCCUUCGCCAUGUUUCAACCAUUUACCCCUCAAACCACCAAAUGUGUUUAUUCCAAAGAAUUAUCCGAAAAAUCUGAGGUUGUCACAAUGCCAGUACUUAUGAAAGAUGAAAAGAAAUACUCGGACUGUGUUGAUGUUUUGGACCAACUUGAGAAGUGGACUCGUGAAAUAUAUUCAUCAGCUGGACUGUGUGCACCAGAGCCUGAAGAAAACUGUGAAAGUACACCUGCAAUUGGAACAACAUCAAGACCUGAUCAACCUGCCUCACAUGUCCCACCAGCUGCAUCUGAGAGUGAUCCAUUGCAUGGUGUGAAAGUACCAUGCUUUGGAGAUCAACUCACCCGUGUUAGAUUUGCUGGGGCAAAAGAUUUACGUGCUGGGUGCCAUUCAGCCAAGCAGAGGUUGGAUCAUCUCUAUCCCUUUUGCAUUGUUGACUGGCAUACGAAGAGAAGUUAUCUUAAGACUGUUUUUAAGAAAUUAUAUCUCAAUUCUGGAAGGGAAAAGGGUACACUUCGCUUCUUCAGGGAAAAGCUAAACAGGAGAAAUGUUACAGCUGAUGUCAAACACUAUGAGGAUUGUGAGCAGCUGUUUUUCAGUGUUGGUAAGUGUUUUGUUAUCGAAGCCCUUUUGGAGUUUUUCCAAAUGGGUGAUGCAAAACACAAGCCAACAGCAAACGGUCCUCAUAGUGUUUAUGUUCUCAGUGAAGAGUACCAGAAGAGCUACCUCAACAAUACCCUGGACAAAUUCCUCAAUGAGUAUGUUUUUGUUGGUGAUGAUGAGACUGUGGCAACUGAUGAUGAGACUACGUUAUCUGGUGAUGAUGAGACGACUGAUGGUGUUUGGGCCUACAGUAUAAACAUCUUGAAGUCAUUCCUUCUGCUGGCAGAUAUAAAGGAUGCUGUUGCAACAGGUAAUGGUGAGUACCUGUGUGUGUUAAGAAAGCAGCUGUUACAACAUUUCUUUUCCACUUCUGGUUUUAAUGAGUUUGCAAUUGAAAUGUUCAUCAAUAUUUUGCAAACCAAAGUCCUCUUAUCAGAAGCUGAAGCCCAUAGAUGCAAAUGGGCUGCUACUGUUAAUUGGAAAGGUGGGAAUGGAAAGAACAUUGAAAUUGAUCUAUUUCAAGAGAACCGCAACUGCGAGAUGAAAAAACUGAUUCGUUCUAUGGGGGCUAACAAAACUGAAAAGGCAAUCGAAAGGGCAAGCAAAGCAUCAGGAGGAGUUUCGAAAUUGUGGAGGCAUUCGAAGGUCAGGUGA